AUGACGCGUAAUCGUUCCACGAGAAGAUAUUUCGUGUGGGGGGAGAUCGAAAUUACUUUCCGAGAAUCUGAUUUCUCGAUAAAUUACAUUCAUCUGCGAGCCACACUGCGCAGGUACAGAUGUAGAAAUCGAAUGAUUGCCCUGCAGGUGUUCGACCCACUGCCGACAACACCUGUGCCAUCUGUGAACUUUAGCUCUCUUCUAGCCAUUUGCGUUAAUUCAGGAACACCUUUACUUCACCGCACAACUUCAAACUCUUUUACUUUCCGAGUGAUAUUAUAUAAAGACGGAUAUGAUGUAAUGUCCAUUCAGAUUGAGAAGUACUUAACGAUGGUUUCGAAGCGGCAAAAAAUCCUCGCGCCGCUACUGUUCCUCCUCAUCUUCCUUUUCUUGCGCCCUGCCAACGACGUCAAAAUUAGUCAAAAAACGAUCAUCCAAGAAAUUAAGGCCAUGGAGCAGUCGCUGAGGAAGCGCGAUCAAGAUAUCGUUUUCGACGAGAUUAACGCCGAUUCCGCGAGGCGAGAAGAGGACGACGGGCAGUUCCCCUUUCAGAUUUCUCAUCGACGAGCCUCACUUCUGCGCCGAGACCUUCUCGUCUUGAACAUGAUGCCGGUGAGCGUGGGCGACGCCGAGGCCCGGGCGCGGGUGAGGAGGAUGUGGGGAGCCAGGGAGGUCGUGGCCUCGACCAGGCUCCGGCCUCUGUUCCUGGUGGGGGAGUCCCGUGACGCCGAGCAGCAGCGCCGCCUUCAGGACGAGAGCGACGAGUACCACGACGUGAUCCAGGUGGGCUUCGUUGACUCGUACCUCAACCUGACGCUGAAGACCCUGUCGGCGCUGCACUGGAAGCACACGCGCUGCCGCCACGUCCCUUGGCUGCUCAAGAGCGACGCCGACGUCUUCAUGAACCCUUGGUCCGUCUCGGAAACCCUUCAAAAAGCAACCGAGGACAUUGUCUGCCGCGUGCUGUAUGCCAGAAUCGUGUGUCGACCUCACACCUGCAAAGACAAGAGAUGGAUCAUCCCACCUGAGUUAUAUCCCCACGACCAUUACCCCCCCUACUGCAACGGCCCGGUCUACGCCGUCAACCAGAAUUUCAUCCAAACAGUCCUACCCGCCGCGUCUGCCAAAAACCCUUUCCCGAUGGAGGACGCCUACUUCACGGGCAUCCUCGUCCAGGGCACAGGUCUCCGCUACAAGGACAUCGCCAAACGCUGCCAACUCUACCACCUGCGAGAGCCCUCCCCACAAACCAUUGCCACG
This is a messenger RNA of Penaeus monodon (black tiger shrimp), 1260 nucleotides long. Its product is annotated as lactosylceramide 1,3-N-acetyl-beta-D-glucosaminyltransferase-like. The record is from RefSeq and is a predicted model, not a curated record. The annotation marks the transcript as partial. Gene Ontology annotation, molecular function: hexosyltransferase activity. Lineage: Eukaryota; Metazoa; Arthropoda; Malacostraca; Decapoda; Penaeidae. Gene Ontology annotation, cellular component: membrane. The transcript is spliced from 4 exons.